AUGAGGGUAGGCGAGUAUCUUGAUAAGUCCAACGCAGCUCGUUUUGCUCUUCCGGCAUCUAUACCUCAAAGCUGCUUGCUGCAUUUCUGCUUUUCAGCGCUGCUGCGGCACAGUCUUGUAACCCUGAGAAUGCCAGCGAUAUGGAAUGCGAGGAUAAAUGUUGGGGCUAUCGCAUCGAGUUGCAAUGUAUUAGAGCUAAGGCAGUUCUGUAACCAUAUACACGACGUGCUAGCCAAGAGUCUUCAGGCGCAGCAGCAAAGACUUACGAAUCAAGAAUUGACCAUAGUCCAGAACAUGCAACAGUACACAUGGAGAGAUUGGUGCAACGGUCGUGGAUUUAUGGGACCAAACUGUCACAUGCCUUGACAUGUUCUCUAUUGUUAGAGUUACAUUGUGUGAAUCUACAAAAAUUGUUGCAAAUUUUCACGAAAAUAAAUUCUUAUUCUAGACUUAUGGAUAUCUAUUAGGUUUUGCUGUAUACU
This is a messenger RNA of Cylicocyclus nassatus, 482 nucleotides long. The record is from the annotation of a GenBank genome assembly. Lineage: Eukaryota; Metazoa; Nematoda; Chromadorea; Rhabditida; Strongylidae.